AUGCUGAGACAGUUAUUCAUGAACAUACCAUUGGUGGAAGCCCUUGAGCAGAUGCCACGAUAUGCCAAGUUCAUGAAGGACUUGGUCACAAAGAAAAUAGUUGUAAGUAUCGAUCUAACUGACAAUGUUCAUCACUGCAGCACUAUUUCUACCAGGUCUAUGGUACAAAAGAAAGAGGAUCCGGGUGUAUUUACCAUAGCGUGCACUAUCAAAUCUAUUGAAUUCGCAAAGGCCUUGUGUGAUCUAGGGGCUAGUAUCAACUUGAUGCCGCUAGCCAUCUGUAAGCAACUGGGGUUAGGAGUUCCAAAUACCACAGCGAUAAGGUUAAUGAUGGCAAAUAGGUCAGUGAAGCGACCUGAAGGAAUUCUAUGUGAUGUUCUUGUGAAGCUGGACACGUUCAUCUUUCCUGCAGACUUUGUGAUCUUAGAUUGCGAAGUGGAUUUUGAGGUUCCCAUUAUUUUGGGAAGACCAUUCCUGGCCACUAGACGAACAUUGGUAAAUGAUGAGCAAGGAGAACUAAAGUUCAGACGCAAUAAGAAAGAGGUAAAGUUUAAUAUUUGCAGGUCCAUGAAGCAGCCAUAUGAUAUGAAUGUGGUGUCUGCAAUAGCAGUCUUCGAAGAACAGAAAUGGGAGCAACCAUUGAAGAGAGGAUUGUUGUCGAAACCUUAG
This is a messenger RNA of Solanum verrucosum, 669 nucleotides long. RefSeq lists its product as uncharacterized. Lineage: Eukaryota; Viridiplantae; Streptophyta; Magnoliopsida; Solanales; Solanaceae. The transcript has a single exon. The record is from RefSeq and is a predicted model, not a curated record. Bases 1 to 669 code for a protein of 222 amino acids.